Coccidioides immitis RS is the source of this 540-nucleotide messenger RNA. RefSeq lists its product as uncharacterized. The record is from RefSeq and is a predicted model, not a curated record. The transcript is spliced from 3 exons. Bases 1 to 540 code for a protein of 179 amino acids. Lineage: Eukaryota; Fungi; Ascomycota; Eurotiomycetes; Onygenales; Onygenaceae.
AUGGUUAACCUGAGGCAGGAGUUUCCAGCAUGGUACUAUUGCCUACAUGCUCUCACUAUCAAAGAAGAUCAAGAUGUGAUUCCUGAAGACUUUGAUGAAGAUCUCUCCAGUCUCUCCAGUCUCUCUCUUGAUUCUGGAGCAGAUGAUGAUGAGGAUGAUGUGGUAGAUCAGGACAAUACCAUAUCAAUUAGAUCCUAUAAUGGGCUAGAUGCUGAUUAUUAUCAUGAACUCAAAGCAGAUUGUAAAGCACAGAAGCUGGAGCUGAAGGAAAUAAGAGAGCACAACCAACGGUUCAAGGACAGCCAGCAAACUUUUGAUCAAGACAAAGAAAGAGAGGUCCAAGAGAUGUAUGACUCUCUCAAAAAUGCAAAGCAUGUUAGCAGGCUCAGUAACAGAAAGGAACAGGCAAGGACUCAGUUGGUGAAGGGUCUGGUGUUUGGAGUUGUUGCUGCUCUGGCUGCUGUGGUGUUUGCUGGCAUCAACUACUUGCAAAAUAUUUUUGUUGAUCCUGGAGAGCCAACCUGUAUACUGGGCAGUUGA